GACUAAUAUAUGUGGUUAAUAGUUAGAUAAGAUUUAGGAACCGAAUGCAUUAGAGCGGAACGGACGAGUCACGGGGGAUGCGGCUCUUCGUCGGCACCGCCGCGCUUAUUUAAUCUCUUCCUGCUUUUUAGUGCUUCGCCAAAGUAGCGUCGUGCUUUUUGGUUUUUUUACUAAAGAAUUGUUACGGUCUCGUACACUUAUUUAAAUCUCCGAUUUGACGGGGAACUGCGCUGUAAUGUACGUGCGAUCGAACAUUUUCUCAUCAUCCGUCAUAAAAAUGAGAAGAAAGAGACGCAGACAGGGAGAAGUUCGCUCACGUUUGACACCUGAAAUGUUCAUCGACUUAGCAUAGAAAUGUGGGCUUUCAACGAAUUAAAUAAAAAAAAAAAAACAGGCAGGACUUAUAUCCCUAAGGAGCAACAAAGGGCAUCGCCAACCACUUGUCCAUCCAUCCACUUGUCUGCCCACCAUCCAUCCAUCCAUCCAUCCAUCCAUCCAUCCUGAGCAGGGUCGCGGUGAACUGGAGCCUAUCGCAGAAACUUUAGGCACAAGGCAGGGAGGAAUGCAUCCUGGAUGGGACACCAGUCCAUCGCAAGAGGCUCCGCCCUCCGCCAUGUCCAAGAAUGGGUACUUCUUUCAAGAAAUGGAGCUUCAGCAGGAGGAGCCGGAGGACGGCUGCGAGGGGAAAGAAGAAGGACCGGAGUCUCCCGUGGUCUGUGGGGACGACAUUCACCUCUACAAUCAGAUCCAGAGUGGGAACCAAGAUCCUGAUUCCGGAUGCGUGCUGUUGAACACGUCGAGAAAAUAUCUGAAGCUGAUGAACUUUGAGGAGGAGGUGAGAGCUCACCGAGACCUGGACAGCUUUUUAGCCCAGGCCAGUAUCCUGCUGGAUGAGACAGCUGCCUCGCUGGACGAGGUGCUCAGGCGCAUGCUGCAUCACGUGGCCCAGGACAGCAGUGCCACGGAGCCGGGCUGUAACUUCGAGGAGGUCAUGAGCAUGCUCUUCACCGAUGCUGGUGCCCAGGAGGUCAAUGUGCACCUGCUGUCCGAAACCAUCCAGGGAGUGACGGCCACGGCGACCGGCGUCCAGUACCAGCAGUCCUGGCUCUGUAUCCUGUGCAGUGUGAAGAGCCUCCAGAGGAGACACGUCUGCAUCUCCCGCCUGGAAAGACCCCAGAACUGGGGCGAGAACUGCUGCGAAGUCCGAUACGUCAUCCUCGUCCUGGCUCCGCACAAGAUGAAAAGCACCAAGACCGCCAUGGAGCUGGGCCGCACCUUCGCCACCAUGUUCUCGGACAUCUCCUUCAGGCAGAAGCUGCUGGAGACCAAGACCCAGGAGGAGUUCAAGGAGGAGCUCGUCUACCAGAGGCACCAGCUCACGGCGAGCAGUCAGAAGCCAGCGGCGGUGGAGGAGGAGAAGACGGAUCCCCACAGCAACAAGCCCCUCAAGUGCAGGGAUUUCCUCCAAGCCGGUCGGGGCAUCUAUGAGGACUUGAGCCGCAGACUUCCCCUGUACCCAUCGGACUUCACAGAUGGCUUGAUUGGCAGUAACAAAGCCUUGCUGAAGUACACCACUACUGCUAUUUUUCUUUACAUCGCAAUCCUCCUGCCUGCCAUUGCAUUCGGCUCACUGAACGACGAGAGCACGCGAGGUGAAAUCGAUGUCCAGAAGACCAUCAUUGGCCAGAGCAUCGGAGGUGUGAUCUACUCUCUCUUUGCAGGUUCUCCUCUAGUCAUCCCCCUGACAACUGCACCACUUGCCAUUUUCAUCAGUGUGAUCCGUGGCAUCUGCGAUGACUAUGACCUUGACUUCCCUGCAUUCUAUGCCUGCAUUGGCUUGUGGAACAGCCUGUUCCUCAUCUUGGGUGGUGUCUUUAACGUUAGCCUGCUCAUGAAGCUCUUCAAGCGGUCCACUGAGGAAGUGAUAGCACUCUUCAUCUCUGUUGCCUUUGUGGGUGAUGCUGUCAAAGGCACCAUCAAAAUCUUCCAUAAGUACUACCACGCCGCCAAACUGACAAGCAGCAACCCGGACGUGUUGUACCGCAUGCUGGAGGAGGCCUUUGGGUCAGGGAACGGCACCAGGAGCAGCCCGGGAAACGAGACAGGCAAUGGGACCGGGGACGGGAGGGGAAACGUUACCGUGGACGGAACCGCCCUGGCCGAAUCCCUCGUCCUCUGCACGCGGGAACGAGCCGUCUUGUGUCUGCUGCUCAUGCUCGGCACACUGUGGCUCGGCUACACGCUGUACCAGUUCAGGAGAAGCCCCUUCCUACACGCCAAAGUGAGAGAGGUGCUGUCUGACUGCGCACUGCCUAUCUCCAUCCUUAUCUUCUCCUUUGUGGGCUCCUACCUGUUCCGCGACAUUGAGCUUCCGGUGUUUAAUUUCCACAAAGGCGCCAUAUUCAAUGUGGCAAAAUUCCAGAAGCUCUCUGCCGUGAACAUAGUGAGUGCCAUGGGCCUCGGCUUCCUCCUAGCGCUGCUUAUCUUCAUUGACCAGAACAUCGUGGUGUCACUCACUAAUGCUCCAGAGAACAGGUUACUGAAGGGAACUGCCUACCACUGGGACCUGACGCUCUCAGGCCUCAUCAAUAUCCUGAUGUCGGUGCUGGGGUUGCCAUGGAUGCACGCUGCCUUUCCACACUCCACGCUGCAUGUGCGUCAGCUGGCCUGCGUCGAGCAGCGCGUGGAGGGUGGGCACCUUUAUGAGACGAUCGUGAGCGUGAAGGAGACACGUCUCACCUCGCUGGCGGCCAACAUCUUUAUCGGCGUCUCCGUGUUCCUGCUGCCCGUCCCUCUGCAGUGGAUCCCCAAGCCAGUACUCUAUGGCCUCUUCCUCUACAUAGCCCUCACCUCCAUCGACGGCAACCAGAUGUGGGACCGCAUGGCUCUUCUCCUCAAGGAGCAGACCUCUUACCCUCCCACCCACUACAUACGCAAAGUGCCGCAGAGGAAGAUCCACUACUUCACGGCACUGCAGAUGAUCCAGCUGUUGAUCCUUUGUGCCUUUGGCAUGUACCCUCUGCCCUACAUGAAGAUGAUCUUCCCGUUACUCAUGAUCCUGCUCAUCCCCAUCAGAAACAACUUGCUACCCAGGAUCAUUGAGGCCAAAUACCUUGACAUUCUGGAUGCCCAGCGCAUGUGAAGAAGGACGGAAAUUUUGAAAGAAGAGAAGUGCAGAUGUGCUGAAACACGAGGAGGACACAGAGAUUAGUCGGCAAAUAGCGUGCAGACGGACACACACACACACACACACACACACACACACACACACACACACACACA
This is a messenger RNA of Scleropages formosus (Asian bonytongue), 3282 nucleotides long. RefSeq names its product solute carrier family 4 member 11 (gene slc4a11). Gene Ontology annotation, cellular component: basolateral plasma membrane; plasma membrane. Gene Ontology annotation, molecular function: solute:inorganic anion antiporter activity. The transcript is spliced from 20 exons. NCBI's taxonomy places the organism in Eukaryota, Metazoa, Chordata, Actinopteri, Osteoglossiformes, Osteoglossidae. Gene Ontology annotation, biological process: transmembrane transport; monoatomic anion transport; monoatomic ion homeostasis. The coding region runs from base 563 to 3142 and encodes 859 amino acids. The record is from RefSeq and is a predicted model, not a curated record.